UUCUUUUUCCUUCCCCCGAGCUCAGCUGCCGCCCGCUAAGAGAGCGCUCCGAGCCGGCCUCGGGGCCGGUCGUGCCCGCGGCUCCCUGCGUUCGCGGGGACAUGCGGCUUUGAGGAGGGAGCCUCACGUCAGCCUCAAGCGUCUUCUCUGGAGCGGCGGACAUGGGCCCCCCGCGGAGGGGGGGAGCUCCCCUCGCCCCACUCCUCCCUGCCCUGGUCCCACUGAGAUCGGCAGGCGCUGACGGGGCCCAGGAUCUAGCGGGAUCGGACCCGUCUAGGUUAGAGUGGGGCAGGUGAUGGUCCUUCCCUUGCUGAGGUCCCGGCAUCGCCUCUUGCAGCUGCCUGGAGUGUCUUCUCGUUGAGACCAGAGUUCUAGCUGUGGGAGCACCAGGGCAGAACAGACUGCUCCGAGCCACAGGAGAGGGACGGAAGGGGCUGCCAGGAAGACCUUCAUCCCUGCAGCGCUGCUGCUAGAGUUAGAGAGAAACGUGCUGCCUCUCCUCUCUGUUUCUUUUGAUCUCCUGUAGAGGAGAGUGCCCACUUUCACCGCUGUCUCCUGCUCUGCCUGCUCCUGCUUUCAGCAUGGUAAAGAAGAAUACUAUCCCCGAUGGAUGGCGGAGUUUGACACCAGUUGGACAGCCUAUACCAGGAACUAGAUUUAUUGCAUUCAAAGUACCUUUAAAAGGGGCAAUUAACCAGAGGCUUACCCCAACCCAGAAAUUUACACCAAAAGACCUGAUUGCUGCAAUGAAAGCCCUAAAUGUGGAGCUUGGAUUAAUUAUUGAUUUAACAUAUACCACACGAUACUAUGAAGUUAAGGAUUUACCUAAAAGCGUGCAGUAUAAGAAACUGUAUACUGUUGGACUUGAAGUCCCCGAUAAUGCUACUAUCCUGCAGUUCAAAAAAUGGGUCAGAAAAUUCCUGUGGGAAAAUGCAGGAAAUGAGAAACUCAUUGGCGUUCACUGUACUAAUGGAAUUAAUAGAACUGGCUACCUUAUAUGUAGAUAUCUUAUAGACGUUGAAGGCUGGGAUCCAGAGGCAGCAAUCCAAGCUUUUGGUGAUGCUAGAGGUCAUCGCAUGGAUGGUCUUGUAUAUCUCACAGAUCUCAGAACACAACCAAUGAGAAGUAACCUUGGAAUGGAUGUAUGGGAUUCAGAUGAAGAUAUUAUUCCCCCACCACAUGCAAUGGAAGGACCUGUAGAGCGGUUCCCAAAUGAAGAUUUUCAGGGGUCUGGGAAAAGAUUAAGAAUUUAUGAUGACCACUCUCACAAUGAUUUGCAAGGACAGAUACAGUUGAGAGAUUUUGAUUUCAUCAGUAAGGGACCUGGACAAAGACGAAGACCAUUUCAUGACCAUCAGACUCAGGACGAUUUAAGAGCACCAAUGCAGAUGAGAAAUUGGGACUACAACAGGGGACCAGGACAGAGGCGAAGACCCUUUCCUGAUCACCAGUUUUAUGAUGAUUAUCAAGAAGACAUGCAGCUGAAGGACCUAGACUUCAGUAACAAGGGACCUGGACAAAGGUUGAGACCUUUUCAUGGACAUCAGUUUCAUGAUGAUUUACAGGCAGAGAGACAAUCGAGGGACAUUGAAUUUAACAGAGGCCGUGGACAAAGGCAGAGAUCUUUUCCUGACCAUUCAUCUCAUAAUGAUUUGCAGGAAGACAGACAGUCAAAGGAUUUUGAUUUUGGUAGCAGGGGCCGUGGCCAGAGACGAAGACCGUUCCAUGACCACCAAUCUCAUGAUGAAUUCCAGACUCAGAUGCAGUUGAAAGACUUAGAUUGUGUCAACAAAGGUCCUGGCCAAAGACUAAGAUCUUUCCAUGACUAUCAGUCACACGAUGACUUACAGCCACAGAUGCAAUUGGAAGAUUUUGAAUUUGUUAAUAGGGGUCGUGGACAGAGGUUGAGACCUUUCAAUGAUCACCAGCCUUGUAAUGACUUACAAACAGAGAUGCAACUAAAAGAUUAUGAUAAAAUGGGUCCUGGACAGAGGCACAGACCUUGUCAUGACCAUCAGCCUUAUGAUGACUUACAGGAACAGACUCAGUUAAAAGAUUUUGAUUAUGUUAGUAAAGGGCAUGGACAAAGGCCAAGACCUUUUCAUGAUCAUCCAGGGCACGAUGACUUGCCACGUGAAUGGUGUUCGGACAGAAGUCAAUCCUUUUCUUCCCAUGAAAAUGUACCAGAACAUAAUUUCUCCUCAUCUCCUUCACUUCACAGAGAUUAUGGGUCUGAUAAUGAUGACUUUAACAGAAGUUAUAGUAAUCAACCAAAUUGUCCUGAAGACAAUAGGAGAAUGCAUCCCUCAGAUGAAUUUAAUAGAGGAAAAAACAGAUUUGCACCAUAUUCUUCACGAACAGUGCAUCCAUCUUCAUCUGUACACCAAGAAGAUAGUUCAAUAGACUAUGAACGAAAACCUUUUCAAGGUGAAACUACCAGAGAGAUGGAAAAAAGCAAAAGAUUACCGGUUCUAACAGUUGAUUACAAUUAUGGUCUGCCAUUAGAUUAUGGACCUGAAGAGGAAGAGAGAACACAUUAUGAUUUACCUCCAAGAGACCGCUACAACUGGAACUGAAUAAAAAGGACAAUGUUUGCUCAGCUUAGACUUACUUUUACCAUUUUACUUUGUAUGUGGACCUUUUUUUUUUUUUUUUUUAACAAAUUAGGAAAAUGCAAAUUUCAGUAGUAGAGAACUGGUCUCUAUUGUAAGAUUAGCUUCUACUGAUGUUUGGUUCUUUAAAUUUAUUAGGGUGUGUUUGUUAAGUGUAGUUGGAGACAAGGUCUCAGUACACAUGGAAUUAAAGUAGUCCUUCCUUUAGUGAAAUUGGAACCCUGUACCUUAAAACAAACAACUUUCUGAGUGGUUGUAGUUGUGUCUUUUGUUUUACAUUUCUUUAAAAUGUAUGUAAUUUCCAGAUGCAAAAGUCAUAAUAAAAUACUGCUCUAUCAGGUAGACUAGCAUUGAGAUUAUAGAAAAAAUACAAUGAAAUGAGUGAAGCAAAGUUAUAUCCACUUCAUCCUUUAAUUUGAAAAUACCAGUUUGAAUUAUUGCUAACAAUCUCUGCAGCAUUGCAGUUUAAUUCCAGGGUUUCUGUACUAUCAACUGAACUAACCUAGUUGCACUCUUUUUUCAUAGCAGAAUUUUUUCCAGAUUGCUAAGAAUGUGGAAGCAAAUGGAGUUUGAAUACUCUAAAUGUCAAACUUGCUUUUCAGUAAUCUGAAUAUCCCAUCCUGAUUGUAUAUUUUUUCCUGAUCCCAUAAGUAAUAUGUUUCAGAAUAGCCCAGUGUAAGUAAAUUUCACAAUUUUCUCAGCAACACAUCCAAAUGAGGUAGCUCAUAUAUCAUCAGCUUGCCUGUCUCAACUGGCCAAGAUCAGUGGUGCCUAUAUACUUACACCUCCUUGUUUGUCAGUCAUACCUGUCUUACUCUGCAGUUCUAUUUUUUACUAGUUUCUUUUUACAGCACAGCAAAGUAAUGUAAUCAGAAUAGAAGAAUAACCUCUUCAGGUAAGUUACUUUUAAGAGUCAUGUAUUGAACGGUGUCCUCUGAACUGCCACUUCAGUGGGUCUCGAGAAGGUGGUGCAACAAACAGUAACUAAAUUCAUGCCAGCAGCUGUACGGUAGCACCAAAAGCUCCGACUGUGGAUAAAGAAAUCUUAGUUCAUAGGAUGGAAAGCAGUAUUAAUGUAAUACUUAGGUAAAUUUUUUAAAUAACAUUUUUCAUUAUUAUUACAUUUCCAUAAAUUAAUAUUUUAAAAGGUAUCACAGUAAAUAAGGAUAAAGCUAGACUAUGAUAUUAAAAUAAACAAAAUGAAUGCUAGAUAUUUUAAGUCAUGCAGUUAAGAAACUGCCUCAAAAGCAGCGUAGCUGUAAAGCAAGAGGGUGUAGGUAUACACUAGAAAACUGCAAAAAAAACCCCGUGUUCAUAGGCAGAACCCACAGAGCUUUUUUGCCUUUUAGCAGCAGCAUAAAACCCAGAUUUUCUGAAUUCAUGGUUCCAUGACUACUAAAUAAGGACUAGAUUUGAAAAGUGUGGAACAUCUGGCAACUCCUCUUGUUUUGUAACACAUGCAGAAAGUUCCCAAAAUAAAAGGAUUCUGUGGAUAUAAAUUCAAACUGCAAAUGCUUCAUUGCCUUUGCAACUGGUAGAACAACUUUGGCUUUGUUCACUGUACAAAGUAAAUAGUUUUCUCAUUUUCACGGUAGCUAGUCAGUUGUAUUUGCCAUUACAUCUCUGAUAGUGAGCCUCAUUCAUGUGGUCUCAGGUUGUGGAACUGAGCACUAAAUGUUAAGAAAAGGCAUUUCCUUCACUUGCCUUUUUUUUUUCUUUUUAAGUGAGGGGUAAGCUGAGACUUUUUAUCUAGGCUUCUUUAUUUUGGAGGCAAGGAAGAUCUGCAACAUGGGCUACUAUAUUGCCAGAUUCUUUAUAAAAACAACAACAAAAAAACCCUGGUAUUCUCCAGCAGGGAGCUAAGAAUUAGGGACUGGUAUUACAAGCAUUUGGGGUGGUUUUUUAUACUAUAUAUGCAGUAUUCAUAAAGUGAAUAAAAAGCAAACAUUUGCCCUUCA
Molecule: messenger RNA, 4570 nt
Organism: Harpia harpyja (harpy eagle)
Lineage: Eukaryota; Metazoa; Chordata; Aves; Accipitriformes; Accipitridae
Exons: 12
Coding region: 582-2576 (664 amino acids)
Biological process (GO): dephosphorylation
Molecular function (GO): protein tyrosine/serine/threonine phosphatase activity; polynucleotide 5'-phosphatase activity
Source: RefSeq, a predicted model, not a curated record